UAAAGAUCUAUUCCUUCCGGCACUAAAUGCCAAUUAUGGAGCUAAAAUUAAAAUGGAUGAAGACAUUCUUCACCUUUAUUUUAUUGGCAUCGAGAUCUUUUUCAUUAAUUACAGCAACAAAUAAAGAAUUUCGUGACACAGCACAGCCUACAUGGCAAACAAUUCGUAAUAUUUUGCAAUAUCUUCCAAGAAUAGAAAGGGAAAAUUUCGAACGGAUUGAAAAUUUACAAGUUCAAGAUUUAGAAAAAGCACAACCCAUAUGGCAACGUAUUUUAGAAAUGAAUCCUAGAAUGACAAAAGAAAAUUUUAUUUGGAUGGAAAAUGGACAAGAAUCUGAAAAUGUGAAACGUGGACUGGACUUUGGUUUAAAUCGUGGAUUAAGUGGUACGCAAGUAGGAAAACAUUUAAUUGGACUGACAACAGCUAAUUUUGCUAAUGGACCUGGAAGAAGACGUCGUUCACAAUAAAAGUGAAAAAUAUUUCCAAAAUCGUCUAAUUAGUUUUCCUAAUUGUAUUUAAUAUUCAUCAAAUAAAAUGAAUUACUCCUCAAUAUGAAUAAACAAA
Messenger RNA from Leptopilina boulardi, 564 nucleotides. RefSeq lists its product as uncharacterized. Gene Ontology annotation, biological process: body fluid secretion. Gene Ontology annotation, molecular function: diuretic hormone activity; G protein-coupled receptor binding. The coding region runs from base 27 to 467 and encodes 146 amino acids. Lineage: Eukaryota; Metazoa; Arthropoda; Insecta; Hymenoptera; Figitidae. The transcript has 4 exons. The record is from RefSeq and is a predicted model, not a curated record.